CAUUUGUUGAAUAUUUCUAUCUAAAUCGUGGCCGCCAACAAAAAAAUUUUUUUGUUUGCAUUUACGGAGAUUGGGUAUAAGUACAUGCGUACAUUGUACACUAAAAAGUCAAUAAAAAUUGUUUCCAAAACUUCAAGAGUUACUUUAUACUACCCUUAAAAACCUUACAACACAAAAAAACUUAAUCAGCUGAUGUUCUUUUUGUAUAAACAGCUAAUAACAAUAGUCAUGUAUGUAUAUAUAUAUAAAGUAGUGUCGUCUUAUAGCUAUAUUAUAUACGCAUACCGUUUUGACUUCUUCGAAGCGCUCAGUGCAGUACGGCAUAAGAGUGCCUACCAAGCACUCUACAUCAAAACACUUUUUCUUUGGUUUGUUUACAUGGUUCUGUAAGCUGUGUCUUAAUGACUUCAAAUUGCUUUCUAUUAUGUCUAUCAUAAGAACUGCUAAUAGAUGUUUCAAGAAAUUCGAACGCCACAGCAGAUCAGUUUAUUACUCCAUUAAUGCAAAUAAAAAACAAACUGUCAAAGAAAUGGCUGAAAAUCAACACAGAAGUCGGAUUGUAUGGAUUGAUAUGGAGAUGACUGGUCUUGAUGUGGAAACAGACCGAAUUUUAGAAGUAGCUUGUUUGAUUACAGAUGAACAUUUAAAUAUUGUUAGCGAUGAAUUUUGUAAAAUAUUAUACCAACCGGACUCUCUCUUGAAUAACAUGGAUGAAUGGUGUACAAAAACUCACAGACAAACUGGACUCAUUGAACUUUCAAGAAAAAGUAAAGAAGAUGAAAAAUCAGUUAGCGACAGUUUGUUACACUUCAUGAUGAAGUACAUACCUAAAGGAAAGUGCCCUAUGGCAGGAAACUCUGUUUAUAUGGACAGGCUAUUUCUUAGAAAAUAUAUGUCUUCUGCUAAUGAUUAUAUGCAUUAUAGGAUUAUUGAUGUUUCUUCCAUUAAGGAAGUCGUGAGGCGGUGGAAACCUGAAAUUUAUAAUUCAGCUCCCUCUAAAGAUCUAUGUCAUCGGGCUCUUGAUGACAUAAAAGAAAGCAUACAAGAACUUGAUUUUUAUAGAAAAAAUGUAUUUAAUGCUAAUAUUUAAUACAUAAGUUUUGUAUUUUUAUAA
Trichogramma pretiosum is the source of this 1114-nucleotide messenger RNA. Its product is annotated as oligoribonuclease. The record is from RefSeq and is a predicted model, not a curated record. Gene Ontology annotation, molecular function: nucleic acid binding; 3'-5'-RNA exonuclease activity. The coding region runs from base 425 to 1090 and encodes 221 amino acids. The transcript is spliced from 6 exons. NCBI's taxonomy places the organism in Eukaryota, Metazoa, Arthropoda, Insecta, Hymenoptera, Trichogrammatidae. Gene Ontology annotation, cellular component: mitochondrion.